AUCAAUAACAUAGCCGGCUCAAAGCAGGGACAACAACUAUGCUCAAUCGUUGCAUCGGCAUUUCUAUUUAACGAAGCAUAUCGACUUGCUGUCCUACCUUAACUCAUUCAACGGUAUAUUAUACAAGUAAUGUGGAAAAAUUUGUCCUACUUGCCAAAGUUAACAUUACUUUUGCGAGCUGUUUUUGCAUAAAAUUUCCAUGGAAACCGGAAAUCUUUGUUUAUUUUGCAACAAACGUAUGUUACAGAAUGUAGAGGAAUUUUUGUGAAAUAUCGAAUUAAACAAAAUGGUGGUAACAAAAACAGCUUCAAGUGUGAAGGUGGCAGCCGGUGGUGGUGCUACUAACAAUGGCAACAGCAACGGUGCGGCCCGACGCACUCCAACCGCUGAGCCAUCUGACGGCGCACGCCCACCACAAACGACUAAAGAUAAGUCGGGCGUCUCGGCGGGCAAGGAGAAGCCAGCAUUGCUUACCAGCAAAUGUAUACUGAGGACCAUCACCGCAUUUCUGGCGAGCAACAAACGCAACUCCUACAAUGCACAAAUGCGCGCCAAACAGACGAAUAGACGACGUCGCCAGCGCAAGAUGGACGAGUUGAGCGGCAAAAUUAAUCCGAAAUUGUUGGAGAAUUUGCGCAAAAAGACAAAGUUCACCAAAGAUGAAGUCGAUGCUUUGUGCCGAAUUUAUCGCAAACUCAUAUCGAAUUGUCAAUAUUCGGCAAAAGCAUUAGCCACCGGCAGUUCGACUGCGGCAAUAGCAAAACCACAUGCAACAGCGGAGGGCAUUGAUCGCAUUGUGUUCCGCGAACUGCUGCACAGCACAUUCGAUAUUGUAACAGAAGAAAUUCUCAUGGAGCGCAUAUUUUGUUGUUGGGAUCGCGCACACGAGGGCAUGCCAUUGCGUUUGGAGGGUUGGUUGACCGGCCUGUCCAUAUUCCUACGUGGCUCAUUAGCCGAGCGCGCAAACUUUUGCUUUCGCGUCUACGAUUUGAAUAGUGAUGGGUUCAUCACGAAGGACGAGAUGUUUACACUAUUGCGUAAUUGUCUUAUCAAACAACCACAGGAUGAAGAUCCCGAUGAGGGUGUUAAGGAUUUGGUAGAGAUUGUGUUGAAAAAAUUCGACUUGGACAAGGAUGGCAAGGUGUCAAUCGAGGAUUUUAUGGGCACUAUUGAAACUGAACCCUUGCUGUUGCAAGCAUUUGGACAAUGCUUACCUUCUGAGACGGCCACUGUUUCAUUCUUUUCAACAUUACAAAUAUAAUAUACGUAAAUUUGCAGUUCUGCUAUUCAAAUAUAUUAAAACAGCUAGAAAUUAAUGAAUAAAUUGACAAGAAAAAAAUA
Molecule: messenger RNA, 1341 nt
Organism: Bactrocera dorsalis (oriental fruit fly)
Lineage: Eukaryota; Metazoa; Arthropoda; Insecta; Diptera; Tephritidae
Product: calaxin-like
Exons: 5
Coding region: 287-1261 (324 amino acids)
Molecular function (GO): calcium ion binding
Source: RefSeq, a predicted model, not a curated record